This is a messenger RNA of Trichechus manatus latirostris (Florida manatee), 704 nucleotides long. It is a transcript of the gene CD79A, whose product is annotated as CD79a molecule. The coding region runs from base 9 to 302 and encodes 97 amino acids. The transcript has 4 exons. The record is from RefSeq and is a predicted model, not a curated record. Gene Ontology annotation, molecular function: transmembrane signaling receptor activity. Gene Ontology annotation, cellular component: external side of plasma membrane; B cell receptor complex; membrane. Gene Ontology annotation, biological process: B cell receptor signaling pathway; B cell differentiation. NCBI's taxonomy places the organism in Eukaryota, Metazoa, Chordata, Mammalia, Sirenia, Trichechidae.
GGGAGAAGAUGCCCGGGGCUCCAGGGCUCCUCCAAGCUCUGCCUGCGACAGUCUUCCUCCUCUUCUUGCUCUCUGCCGCUGGCCUGGGGAAGUGGUCGGCGCUCACCCCCCAGGUGACUAAACGAUGGCAGAAUGAAAAGUUCAGGAUGGUCACCCAUGAUGACUAUGAGGAUGAAAAUCUGUAUGAGGGCCUGAACAUCGAGGAUUGCUCCAUGUAUGAGGACAUCUCCCGGGGCCUCCAGGGUACCUACCAAGAUGUGGGCAGCCUCCAGGUCGGAGACGUCCAGCUGGAGAAGCCGUGACCCUGGCAGGCUGCCCUGCCUGCUGUGCUCCCAACUCUAGUGUCUUUUCUCACCCACCCCCCAACCCCGGACAUUCUUCUCUCCCUUUCACCAUUUUCCCUGAAAGUCAUCUUCCCCCAUGAUAGUCCCCUGGAGGAAUCUUCUCCCUCCAAUGCCUCCUGGAAGUCAACACUUAGACCCUGCCCAGGAUGGCUGCUCUUCCCUCUUCCCUCUAAGCUGUCUUCACUGCCUCUACACACCCUGACUUCAUCCUCCCCCUGCUUCCUUUCCCAGGCUCCUCGCUGCUCCCUGCCUGGUGGGUAAUGAGCCCUUAAUUGCUGCCUCGAGGGGAACUGAUUGUAGCAGCCUUGUUAGUGCCCCCCUCCUCUGUCAUGGCCACUUAGUGAUAAUAAAUCCUUCCCA